Messenger RNA from Dentiscutata erythropus, 236 nucleotides. NCBI's taxonomy places the organism in Eukaryota, Fungi, Glomeromycota, Glomeromycetes, Diversisporales, Gigasporaceae. The record is from the annotation of a GenBank genome assembly.
CGGUUGUUAAUUUAGGUUCUGAAGAUAACGAAGAAUCGUCGACCACGUUUACAAGUCACGAAAGUGUUCGAGAGAUGUCUGAUACAGAAGAAUUCGUAGAACCAAGUAAUCCUGUGGUGCUAAUUUCGGCACCUACGCAACCAAUUGACUUUCAAAAUCGUGAACAUACACAAAGACAAUGUAGUAUUUGUCAUAGAAAGGGGCAUAAUUCCCGAACUUGUCAAAAUAAGAUUUAG